AUCAGUUUUCCCUAGUGCUCUCCGGUCAUCAUUCCAGGCAGGCAUUAGCAGAGCCGUUUGGGUCAGCUUGAAUCCCAUUGUUCAAAGCUCUCUCCCCCCACCCCACCCCACUAGGAUUUUUUCCUGUGUGCCCACCUGCCUCCUUCCAGUCUCCAGAACAUUAAAUUCUCCCCCCCCCAUUGACAUAUUUCUCUUGGCUCCUGUGACAUCUGUGCCAGAAUUUUUCUUGCUGCCCUUACCGUGGGAACAUAAAAGAUUGACCUUUCCUCGCUCAAGUGCCGCGAUAGCAAUGAGUAAUGAAAGGGGGCAUGGAUGACGAAGAUAUCUGGGGCAUGGACUGCAGAGUUGCCUGCUGUGCAAGGUGUGUGUCAAGCACCCUGCUUCAAAGAGGCACCAAGAGCCCUCCUGGGACUCAGUAACAGAAGCAACAGCACUGGAGAAAGAUGAGAUGAGCUCAGACUGAGAGAACCUGCUGAGGAUCGCCCAUUGAAAUGACUUCUGAUCUUGCACCUGGGAGAUGAAAGAGACAGACAACAGCUGAACAUGUGGACCGUCGUAAUAAUAAUCCUUUCCACUUCGACACUAACUGUCAGAGCCUUUAUUUCAUCAUGUGAAAUCAUGAAAAUUAUGACAACAGAAGAAGAACUCUGCAGCUUGGUCCUCUCCAAGGAAGAAGUGAAUGCGACAACUGGAAAUGAAUCACUUGGGAGUUCAGACAGAUGCCUUGGAAUGUGGGAUAAUAUAACCUGCUGGCUGUCUUCUUCCAUUGGGCAAACAGUUAGCGUUCCUUGCCCCAAAGCCUUCCAAAUGGUAACUGGGAAAACAGGGUUUAUAUAUCGUAACUGCACCAAGGAUGGCUGGUCGGAAAAAUAUCCAAGACCCUAUAUUGCUUGUGGUUUAAAUGUGGAAGAGAUUAAUGCCCCUAUAGUUGCGUGGCAGCGUAGGGUGUCUUACCUGAGGAAGUUGGAGAUUGUGUACACCAUCGGAACCAGCGCUUCUCUGGUGGCGCUGACAAUUGCCUUGGGCAUUCUGGGUUCUUUCAGGCGGCUUCGCUGUACGAGAAAUUGCAUCCACAUGCAGCUCUUUGCAUCGUUCAUUUUGCGAGCUUUGGCAAACUUCAUCAGAGAUCCUGUGCUAUCUGAAGACAUUGAUGAUACAGUCUACUGUGAAUUAAACACGGGCCGAUGUAAGAUUAUCAUGGUCUUCAUUAACUUCUGUAUUAUGGCUAACUACAGCUGGCUUCUUGUGGAAGGGCUUUAUCUUCAUACCUUGCUGGUGAUGUCUUUCUUCUCCAAAAGAAAGUUCUUCUGGUGGUUUGUGGUUCUGGGAUGGGGCACUCCAACUUUCUUUGCAAUUGCAUGGGUCAUGGCCAGACUAUUACAUGAGAAUGCUGGAUGCUGGGAUACUCAUCUUACAUAUGCCCGGUGGCUCAUUCAAGGCCCUGUAGUAGUUUCUAUUGUUAUCAAUUUUGUUUUGUUUGUUAAUAUUGUGAGGAUUCUAAUGAGCAAACUUAGAUGGCCAGAUGGAAGGAACAAGGAUUCCAGUCAAUACAAGAGACUCACAAAAUCCACACUCAUCCUCAUCCCUCUCUUUGGAGUCCAUUACAUCAUAUUUGCUUUCUUCCCUUUCGAUACCACGAACGGCACCAUGGAGAUUCAGGCGCUGUUUGAGAAAGCCAUAGGAUCUUUCCAGGGCUUUGCUGUGGCUGUGCUUUACUGUUUUCUUAAUGGAGAGGUCCAGCAGGAGAUUCACAGAAAAUGGCGGCAGUGGCGCUUAAGAAAACACAUUCAUUCACAGAAGCAUCACAGCUGCACAUUUCCUAAUGAUGUCAGUGGAUUCACCCAGGUGCUGCAGCUGAAGAAGCCCAGCCCCCAGGAGGAAAGGGGACCUUAUGCCCCAAAUCUGAGUCAAAUGUGAUGGAUCUUGUGCAGGGAAGAACUAAUUGCUCACUCGGAGGAGGGAACUGGAAAGCUCAAGAAUUGAGAUUACGGAUCUGAAAGCUAAAUUUGCCCCUUAAUUAGCUGUGCAUGGAGUCUGGCUUUGUUGGUGCCCAGAAUCUUUAUUAUCCCCUGGAGGAUUUUUUUUUUUUACAAAGAAGAUAUAUGAAGAUUUGUUUCCUGGUGGAAGAUUCCCUUCUGACUCCACCAUUCUAAGAUGCCAUUUUCUAGUGGGAUGUGAGUGCCAGACUAAAGGGCUUUUCUGAUUUGUUUUGUACUGCUGAAUAUUGUGCUGCAUUGAAUAGUUUGGGCAAGACAUGACUCAUGCGCUCCAUUUCCUUGGGGAAACAUUGUGUUGUCUGGAGACACUUUGUAGAAUACAAGCUUUAAAACACGCACAGGCUCGCGUGCACACACACACACAGAGCAAAUCUCUAAAAUUACACCCUUAACUGGCUGCAGGAUUCAGCAGUGGAUUGUGAUCAGCACUGGAACUAGAUCUCACAGGUUUGCAGCUUUGGACUUGGACAUUCAGCUGCCAUGAUGGCUGCAGGAAUAUUUCUUUAAUUACUUUUCUUUCUCAGAAGAUGAUGUCUCUUCUCAGCCCUUGUAUCUGUUGUUCAUGCUUUUGUAAUCUAGAGGCUUGACUGCUGUAACACAUUCUGUGAAGAGCUGCCUUGAUAUUUCAAGAGUAAGGAAGUUGGGUUUCCUUGGGGUGCCAUAUCUAUUUCUCCAUCUUCUACCUUGAUUUCCUAUUGCAGGCAUCCCCAAACUGUGGCCCUCCAGAUGUUUUGGCCUACAACUCCCAUGAUCCCUAGCUAACAGGACCAGUGGUCAGGGAUGAUGGGAAUUGUAGUCCAAAACAUCUGGAGGGCCGAAGUUUGGGGAUGCCUGUCCUAUUGUCUUCUGGGGCUAAUCCAAGAUGCUUAGAAAGUCCUAAACAUCUUGCCUUUUGCAUAUAUUACAGACUGCCUUUUCCUCCCAUCGUACAAUGAUCUCUUCAAUAAGCUGAGAAUGCCCAGCUAAUGAUCUCGGUACCAAACCAGAAAAGACAUCAAGCACAUGCAGAGUGUCAUUUGUGGUGGCUGUUGUAUUACUAUUGAACUCUUUCCAGGGAAACUUGCCAAAGCCAGAGCUAAGUUACCAGUAGAUUUGUUUGCAAGACCGUUCUUGACCAGAUGAGUGGGGUUAAUGUGACCAGAUGAGUUAUUGACCAGAUGAGUGGGAUGACAGAGGAUGAGAUGGUUGGACAGUGUUCUCGAAGCUACGAACAUGAGUUUGACCAAACUGUGGGAGGCAGUGCAAGACAGGAGUGCCUGGCGUGCUAUGGUCCAUGGGGUCACGAAGAGUCGGACACGACUAAACGACUAAACAACAACAACAAUGUGCAUUUCUUACCUGCUUAUUACUUUCAGUGGGUUGCAUGUCUGUAUUUUUUAUAUAAACAUAUAGGUAGAUAAACAUGGCUUAGAGUCAUAGAGUUGGAAGAGACCUCAAAGGGUCAUCUAGUUUGACCACAUGCCAGUAGAGCUUGAACCAACAGAACUUCAACCAUAUCAUGUCCAGCACAAGUGGAACAACGCCACUCUACCAGGCUAACUAGUGGAGGCGAUCCCACCAUUAAAAACUGCUUCCAAAUGUCAGACACAUGUGCUUGGGUCGUUGCAUCUGCUUUGCUUUCACGGCUGCCUCUGCAAAGUGCUUUCUCUCCCCUUCCCUUGGUGAAAUCUGUGCUGUUGCUCAUUUGUACCAUCUGCAGGAGCCACAGCUAGCCUGAUUGGAGAGGGAUGGGCGUCAGGGACUUUCCCCCCUGUUUCUUGGGAGCAAUGUGUGCGCAUUGAGAAGCAGCAAAUUCUUCCUCCAUGGGUGGCAAUAGCUUACUCAUAAUCUGUGGCUAUGUAUUCUUGGCCUUCUCUUCUAUUGUGCAGAGUUGCAGCCUUGCCCACAGAAGUGCAAGAGCCUUCAAACUGGUAGAGAGAGGAAGCAAAAAGAAAAAGAAAGAAUGCAUCUGAGGCCUUUUGAUUUGCAGGUGCAAAGAAGGAUGUGCAGAUUUGAGUUCCCCUCUUACAGGAACCACAUGCAGGUGUUGCUAACAUGUGAGAUUCCAACAUGAACCUACCAGGUAGAAGAAAUUCAUUAGCACAUGUGACUGACACUGUGAAACUGGGUUUCAACAGAUCCUGGGUAUUCAUUGCUCGCUAUAGAAAGUAAUCAUUCCUCCUUAGGCAUCACCCCGAUUAUUGAUUUUCUUAUGCCUAUACAUCACUAGCAGCUGCCAGUCACAUCCAUGCUAAAUGGAUCUUGAUUGGAUUCGGCAUUCAUGCAUGUACUGCAUAGUACAGCUUGUAUUGUUGGGCCUUUUGACCUCCUGCUGUGAAAACUGAAUACUUUCCCCUCCUUUAUUUCUUUGCACUCAGGGUGCAUGUGUAUGAUACAUGCACACUUUUAGGUGCCCACUUCAUGCAUCUGCCAAAGUGGGCUCUGUACUGACUGUGGCAGUUUGUAUGGCCAGUUGUCUGAACCAAAAUCCAGAAUUAAAGCAAAGGACUUAUUAUCUCCAAGUAAGAAAUAUAUCUAGAAGCCUCAAAUUAAGGAUAAAGGGAGUUGUCACAAUUUUCCAACAUGCCAGGGUUAAAAUAAAUCCUGAAAGUAAAAUGCCACAGGGGAAGUUACCGAAAAAGUCUGAAUUAGCAUUUCUCUUAACUGAACGUUAUCAUCCAUCUUUUCAGAGCUGCUGUUCCUUGUCUCGCAUGAGACCUUGAACAAAUGGUAUGAAGCAUAAUAUACGUCAGCUGGGGCCAAGCCUCUACCAUGCUCUCUCUUUUUAUUUCUGCAUUGCAUUGUGUUAAUGAUGCAUAAAUAAAUAUGCACUCCUUAGUUGUGGUCCAAUAGCUUACAGGUCUCCCAGAAGGUUGCAGUGUGGAGCAAAUAGCCCAUUCCUGGUGAAGUGAUAAUAACAGCAUCUACUCUGUGUGAUAAUUUGAAUUAUCUAGUUUGUCUGGUGUGAUCGUUCUUGACUAUCCCUUAUCAAAUAAAUAGUUGUGAUGAAUCAAAAGCUAAAUAUUAGGCAAAUACAACAUUAUACAUAGGCAGGUAGGCUUAAACUGAAUUGCUCUCGUCUGCUUCCUCCGGUUGUCAUCUUAGCUUCUUUCUGACUCAUAAUAAACUUUGUGAAAUUGGCUGUUGAAGUCCUUUGUGCAUUUCUGCCAGGCUGAAAGGGACUUACUUUUCAACACGCCUACGGUAGAUCAUUUUGGCAUCGCACUACACAUGCAUAUGAAUUGGGGAUCUGAGAGAAAAGCAAUCUGCGUUGGGUUCAGGGAAGAACCAGGUACAUAAGCUGGAUGCUAUCCCUGUUUACUGGGAAACCCAGUAAUUAACAAAACAAAACAACCCACCUGUACUGCCAACAACCCAUUUGUGGCAUAUCAAUGACCUAUUUACAGUAGCGCCCUUCCAGGUCUAAACUGUUGCAAGCUACUGAUGCUGCCGCCUUCAGCCAAAGUACUAAUUAAGAGCCUAAGAAUUGCCUGUGGAGCGUCAGACUUUUCUAGUCUGUGGCAGUGGCCAACCGGAUGCCCUCCUGAAGCUCCCAGGCAGAGAAAGAUGAAGAGAGCAAUUCCUUGCUAUUUUUCAGCCCUGGAUGUGAACGUGCAUCCUUUCCCACCAUGUGACUAUGCACAGUACCAGUUGCAUGUGUUUCUUUGAUUCAAGUCCAAUAUUGCCAAAUAUAAUUUGGUCUCUUCUAAGCUUUCCAUGCACUGGUUCACUCUGCUCUAGAGAAAUGCGUGGCUGUGAGACUGUGCCAUGCAGUGUGUUCCAAUAGUCUUCCAUUUUCAUUUUUGAUUUUG
Molecule: messenger RNA, 5788 nt
Organism: Zootoca vivipara (common lizard)
Lineage: Eukaryota; Metazoa; Chordata; Lepidosauria; Squamata; Lacertidae
Gene: SCTR
Product: secretin receptor
Biological process (GO): adenylate cyclase-modulating G protein-coupled receptor signaling pathway; cell surface receptor signaling pathway
Cellular component (GO): plasma membrane
Molecular function (GO): peptide hormone binding; G protein-coupled peptide receptor activity; secretin receptor activity
Source: RefSeq, a predicted model, not a curated record